AGAAUGAGUCCACUCGCGUUCAUCCUGGUGGCUGGAUUAUUGUGCUUCCAAGUUGAUGGAUCCCGUCUGCGCCAGGAGGACUCGCCGCCCCGGAUCGCCGAACACCCCUCUGACCUGAUCGUGUCCAAGGGCGAGCCGGCGACCCUCAACUGCAAAGCCGAGGGCCGGCCCACGCCCACGGUGGAGUGGUACAAGGACGGCGAGCGGGUGGAGACGGACAAGGACGACCCGCGCUCGCACCGCAUGCUGCUGCCCAGCGGCUCGCUCUUCUUCCUGCGCAUCGUGCACGGGCGGCGGAGCAAACCAGACGAGGGCGCCUACGUGUGCGUGGCCCGCAACUACCUGGGCGAGGCCGUCAGCCGCAACGCCUCCUUGGAAGUUGCACUGCUGCGAGACGACUUCCGGCAGAACCCGAGCGACGUGGUGGUGGCGGCGGGCGAGCCGGCCAUCCUGGAGUGCGUUCCUCCCAGAGGUCACCCCGAACCCACCAUCUACUGGAAAAAGGACAAAGUGCGCAUUGAAGACAGGGACGACAGAGUCACGAUACGUGGAGGGAAGCUGAUGAUCUCCAACACCAAAAAAAGCGACGCUGGCAUGUACAUUUGUGUGGGCACCAACAUGGUGGGAGAACGGGACAGCGAAACGGCACAGGUCACCGUGUUUGAGCGACCGACCUUCCUCCGCCGGCCCAUCAACCAGGUGGUGCUGGAGGACGAGAUGGUGGAGUUCCGCUGCCAGGUGCAGGGAGACCCCCAGCCCAACGUGCGCUGGAGGAGGGACGACGUCGACGUUCCUCGCGGGAGGUACGAAAUCAAAUACGACAAGGACGACUAUGUGCUGAGGGUGAAGAAGGCGUCCGUCAACGAUGAGGGCACCUUCAGCUGCGUGGCGGAGAACCGCGUGGGCAAGCUGGAGGCCUCCGCCACCCUCACCGUCCGAGCUGCCCCGCAGUUCGUCAUCCGUCCCAGGGACCAGAUCGUGGCCCAAGGACGCACUGCCACUUUUCCGUGCGAGACCAAAGGCAACCCUCAGCCUGCAGUAUUUUGGCAGAAGGAAGGAAGUCAGAAUUUGCUGUUCCCCAACCAGCCGCAGCAGCCCAACAGCCGCUUCUCGGUGUCGCCCGGCGGCGCCCUCACCAUCGCCUCGGUGCAGCGGGCCGACGCCGGCUACUACAUCUGCCAGGCGCUGACCGUCGCUGGCAGCAUCCUGGCCAAGGCGCAGCUAGAGGUCACAGAUGUCCUGUCGGACAGACCGCCGCCCGUCAUCCGCCAAGGCCCCUCCAACCAGACGCUUGCCGUGGACGGCGUGGCCCUGCUCAAGUGCCAGGCGUCGGGCGACCCCAUCCCUUCCGUCAGCUGGCUUAAGGAUGGCGUCAGUCUGCUGGGGAAGGACCCCCGCAUGUCCCUGCAGGAACUGGGCAGCCUGCAGAUUACCAAUAUAAAGCUCUCAGACUCGGGGAUCUACACGUGCGUGGCAACCAGCUCGAGCGGAGAGACGUCUUGGAGCGCUUUCCUCGAAGUCAAAGAAGCCGGCGGCGCAACGCUCACCAAGAACCACGACGACGACGAGCUCCCAGGCCCGCCCUCCAAGCCUCAGGUCACCGACGUCACCAAGAACAGCGUGUCUCUAUCGUGGCAGGCCGGCUUGGUCGGCGCGUCGCCCGUCAGCUCCUUUGUCAUCGAGGCCUUCAGCCAGUCGGUGAGCAACAGCUGGCAAACGGUGGCGGAUCACGUGAAGACCACUCAGUUCACCGUCAAGGGUCUGCGCCCCAACACCAUCUACCUGUUCAUGGUCCGAGCGGUCAACGGCCAGGGCGUGAGCGACCCGAGUCCCAUGUCGGAGCCCGUCAGAACGCAAGACAUCAGUCCUCCGGCUCAGGGCGUGGACCACCGGCACGUGCAGAAGGAGCUCGGCGAGGUGAUUGUUCGCUUGCACAACCCCGUGGUGUUGAGUCCCACGGCCAUCCAGGUCACAUGGAUGGUGGACCGCCAGUCCCAGUUCAUCCAAGGCUACAGAGUUCUGUACAGGCAGACGUCAGGGCUGCCCUCGCCGGGACACUGGCAGACGCAGGACGUGAAGGUCCCGUCGGAGCGCGGCGUGGUCUUGUCGUCUCUGAAGAAGGGCAUCGUGUACGAGAUCAAGGCGCGGCCUUACUUCAACGAGUUCCAAGGCAUGGACAGCGAAUCCAAGACGGCACGAACCACCGAGGAAGCCCCCAGUGCGCCCCCUCAGCAGGUUACAGUCCUCACCGUGGGAAACCAGAACAGCACUUCUAUCAGCAUCUCCUGGGACCCCCCUCCGCCGGACCACCAGAAUGGUAUCAUCCAAGAGUACAAGAUCUGGUGCCUCGCGAACGAGACGCGCUUCCACGUCAACAAGACGGUGGACGCCGCCAUUCGCUCGGUGGUGGUGGGCGGGCUGCAGGUGGGCAUGGUUUACCGGGUGGAAUUGGCCGCCAGCACCAGCGCGGGGGUGGGGGUCAAGAGUGAACCCCAGUCCAUCGUUAUCGGCAAGGCCUUCCAGGACGUGAUCAUCCACGGCAACCGCAACAACAGCAUCACGGAGCAGAUCACCGACGUGGUCAAGCAGCCCGCCUUCAUCGCCGGCAUCGGCGGCGCCUGCUGGGUCAUCCUCAUGGGCUUCAGCAUCUGGCUGUACUGGCGCCGGAAGAAGAGGAAGGGCCUGAGCAACUACGCAGUGACGUUCCAGAGAGUCGACGGCGGCCUGAUGAGCAAUGGGAGUCGGCCAGGCUUACUGAAUGCCAGCGACCCGGGGUACCCCUGGUUGGCUGACUCCUGGCCCGCCACCUGCUUGCCUGUCAACGGCAGUUCCGUGGGACCCAAUGACCUCACCAACUUUGGCCGAGGAGAUAUCCCGAGCGGCCAGGGGGAUAAGACGGGAACCAUGCUCUCGGACGGAGCCAUCUACAGCAGCAUCGAUUUCACCACCAAAGCCAACUACAGCAACCCGGGCCAAGCGUCCCAGGCCACCCCGUAUGCCACCACUCAGAUCCUGCACACCAGCAGCAUCCACGAGCUGGCCGUGGAGCUGCCCGAGGUCCAGUGGAAGGCCUCGCUGCAGGCCAAGCAAGAGAUGGCCAACUUGGGCUACUCGCUGCCCGACAAGAACUCCUGUAACAACACCCUCCUUUUCAUUCCCGACUACCGACUGACCGACGGGCUGUCUAAUCGAAUUCCGCACAACCAAUCACAAGAUUUCAGCACUACCAGCUCUCACAACAGCUCAGAGCGAAGCGGCAGUCUCUCAGGUGGUAAAGGAGGAAAGAAGAAGAAGACCAAGGCCGGUUCCAAGCCCACUAAAGCCAACGGUUCCAACUGGGCUAAUGUCCCCUUACCCCCUCCCCCUAUACACCCUCUUCCGGGCACCGACAUGGACCACUAUCCCAAUGAGCACCACGACGGAGGAGGGUACGAGAGCGACGGCUGGGGUCCCCCGAUGCCCGUGCAGACCUACCUCCACCAGGGCAUGGAGGACGAGCUGGAGGAAGAGGAGGAGCGGGUGCCCACCCCGCCCGUCAGGGGCGUGGCCUCCUCCCCGGCCGCCGUCUCCUUCGGCCAGCAGUCCACGGCCACCCUCACGCCCUCCCCUCGGGACGAGAUGCAGCCCAUGCUCCAGGCCCAUCUGGACGAGCUGACCCGGGCCUACCAAAUGGACAUGGCCAAGCAGACAUGGCACAUGCAAGGGGGGUCCCUGCCGCCCCAGGCUCCGGCCCCUCCGGCGGGCUACAUGUCAAGCGCAAUGGUGUCCGACCUGGAGACGGACCUAGCGGACGACGACGAGGAGGACGAUGACGAGGAGGAAGAUGAAGGCUACGGAGCCAGGCAUCCCCGCGGAAUCGAGCACACGCCGGGCUCCAGCAUGGACAACCUGGACAGCUCUUUGACAGGCUCCAUGGCGAACGGCUGGGGCUCGGCCUCGGAGGACGAGCGCAAUUUCUCCAGCCACCGCUCCAGCUUGGCUAGCUCGUCCGACGGCUCCAUCUUUACCCACUGCAGCUUUGCCCAGGCCCUGGUGGCCGCUGCGGACAAGGCGGGCUACCGGCUGGACGGCACCAGCCUCAGCAAGCGCGAUAAAGGCUUGUCCCACAGGCACCGGCCCAGCAGUCCGUUCUCGACAGAUGGCAGCACAGUGGGAACGCAUAGCCUAGGCCACCAGAGAGCCCAGCGGCCGGCGCGCAAACCCCGGAACCUGGGCACAGCACCCCAUCGCAGAGAUGCCGGUGCAGACGACCUACCUCCGCCACCCGAGCCCCCGCCCGGCCAGGCCCAGACUCGGGCCCAAACAGGUCGCUGCAUCAACAGCGCGAUCCCCCCUCCGGAGAGGAAGGCGACGUCCCUGGAGCGCCCGCCCAUGUCCGGUGCGCUGGACGACAGGCAGAUGGCACGCGCCACUCUGGAACAUCAUCGCCAGGCUCAAGAGCGACCGGGCCCCACGGAGAGAGCCGACGACGGUCGCAGAGGCCACAAAAACGAGGAAGCUUGCCUGCCAUACCAUAAACCGUCCUUCCCGUCCCCGGGCGCCCACAGCUCGUCGGGCACCGCCUCCUCCAAGGGCUCGACGGGGCCCCGCAAGACGGACGGCCCUCGGCAGCCGCAGCAGUGGACGGCCAUGGAGCACGCCGACUUCCUGGGGACCAACGGACAAGGGCAGUACUCAGGAGAGUUAUAGUGUUCCACUUGGCUGAUGAUCUGGCAAAACAAACGACAGUGACGUCCCCCCCCCCCAUCCCCCCCUCCUCGUCGUCGUCAGGGGCGACGAGGACAUCUUGUCCGUCCUGGUUUUGUCAUCUUUGUGGACUGAGGGGCGGACAUCCCGGUGGCAGGAACGGCGGGGUCGUCACGAGCGUGCAUAUUUGACGUACGAUGUAUAGACACAGACAUAUUGUACAUCUCACUAUGGUUUUGGGCUUUUCUUUUUUUUUGUCCGAAAA
Phycodurus eques (leafy seadragon) is the source of this 4951-nucleotide messenger RNA. It is a transcript of the gene robo2, whose product is annotated as roundabout, axon guidance receptor, homolog 2 (Drosophila). Bases 4 to 4689 code for a protein of 1561 amino acids. Gene Ontology annotation, cellular component: axon; plasma membrane. NCBI's taxonomy places the organism in Eukaryota, Metazoa, Chordata, Actinopteri, Syngnathiformes, Syngnathidae. The record is from RefSeq and is a predicted model, not a curated record. Gene Ontology annotation, biological process: cell-cell adhesion; axon guidance. Gene Ontology annotation, molecular function: protein binding. The transcript has 29 exons.